GUCUUUUGACGGGACGGCCGAGCUGGGACAGCAGACAGAGGAGGCUCUUGAUCCUUACUUAAAUAAAGUGAUCCUGCUUGUAUGAAGGGUGUGAUGAUGUUCUAGCACCCCCCUGUGGCACAUAAGGACAUGGUGCUCUCACUCCUCCAGACCGUGGUCACUUAUGUGUCCCUGCUGUGGUUUGUAAGAGUGACCGAUGCGAUGCCUGACCCAGCUAAGAGGGACCUACUAAUGCGUGAGGAGGCAUCAAGACAAACUGGGGGAAGAGUGGCCCUGACACCAGCUGAACAGAAGCUGGAUGAUUACCUCCAUCAGCUAAAGGAGCAGGAGAUGUCUGCUGCUCAUUUCCCACCUGCUAUCCACUUUUUCAAAGCAAAGCCGCUCAUUGAGAAGAGCUCGGUUUUCAAAAUGCUGCAGAAGAUGCCAAAAGGUGCAGCCCUCCACAUCCACGGCUCCACUCUGGUUGGCGUUGAGUGGCUGGUGAAAAACGUCACCUACAGGCCAAACUGUUACAUCUGCUUCACGUGGGACAACUCGGUCCGCUUCUUCUUCUCAGACCGUCAGCCGUUUCCGCGAUGGGACUGCUUCUACUGGCAGCUACUUCAGAGACUGAGAACAAAAAUAGGAGACCCUACUGCUUUUGAUAACAGUUUAAUGCAGCACCUCACACUGUUCACUGAGGAUCCAGAUGGACAGUAUCCAAACCAGGAUGUUGUUUGGGAGAAGUUUGAGCGAGCCUUUAUUGCAGCUGCAGGGCUUGUAACACACGCCCCUGUGCUAAGAGACUACAUCUACAAGGGCUUAGAGGAACUUCAGCAUGACAACAUCAUGUAUCUGGAACUUAGGAGUGGUCUCUCCAGGACAUAUGAACUUGAUGGAACCAUUCAUGAUAAGGUCUGGACCAUAAGAAUGUUUCAAGAAGUUACAAAGAAAUUUAUGGCAGAUCAUCCAGACUUUCUUGGGGCCCGUAUCAUAAUUUCUGUACACAGGGCUUUGGGAGUAUCUGAUGUAAAAGCAGCAGUGAAAGAAGCCAUUCAGCUGCAGAAGGACUUCCCAGAUGUUAUCGCAGGAUUUGAUAUGGUUGGCAGGGAGGACAGUGGGAGGACUCUUUGGUUCUUCAGGGAGGCCCUUUCUCUGCCAGCUGAACUGGGGGUCACGCUGCCGUACUUCUUUCAUGCAGGGGAGACAGAUGAUGAAGGCACAGAGGUAGAUCAAAACAUCCUUGAUGCCCUUCUCUUCAAUACCACACGUAUUGGGCAUGGCUACGCUUUGGCGCAUCAUCCGCUCGCCAAAGAACUUUCAAGGAAAAGAAGUGUGGCUGUAGAGCUGUGCCCCAUCUCAAACCAGGUGCUGAAGCUGGUCUCAGACCUCAGGAACCACCCUGCAGCUGUGCUGAUGUCAGAGGGCCACCCUUUGGUGAUCAGCUCUGAUGACCCAUCUAUGUUUGGCACCGCAGGCCUCUCCUACGACUUUUACGAAGCCUUUGUUGGCAUCGGAGGGUUAAAGGCAAAUCUGGGCACUCUGAAAGAGCUUGCUGCUAACUCUAUCAGGUUCAGCUCCCUGCCAUCUCAUCUGAAGGACACAGGUCUCGCCAUGUGGCAGAAAAAAUGGGAUGCUUUCAUCGUUGAUCAUUCAUGACCAGCAAAUCUCUGGAUCCUGUUUGACUUGAAUGAUGUUUGUGAAUGUUUAAACCUUUGCAGACAUCUAAAAGGGUAACCAGCAGCAACUCUUCACUUGAUCCUUGGAGGCAAAACAAACAAACAAAAAAAAAAGAAACAGAAUUAAGCAAAUCAUGUGUUUUAAGAGCACUGGACUUUUUGAACAAUUCUCCCUGUAUCUGGAAACUGCAAAAGAGCAGUGAAUUAGCCUUCUUCUUGACUUACCUCUGCUGAGUAUUCAUUUAAAAGUUUUUCUUUAAUCAGUGCUAGCUCACACUAUGUACCAAUAAUAGCAUUCGUCGAUAUACCAAAGUUAAAUGAAAUUAAACACAAGUGAUCCUUUUCACAACUUUUCUCAGACAUAUUUAAAAUCUAGAAUAUCCAAGUCAUUGACAGCUGAAUGCUAAACUUUCCCAAAGAAUAGAAGC
Messenger RNA from Cheilinus undulatus (humphead wrasse), 2086 nucleotides. RefSeq names its product adenosine deaminase 2b (gene ada2b). Gene Ontology annotation, biological process: adenosine catabolic process; inosine biosynthetic process. The coding region runs from base 130 to 1638 and encodes 502 amino acids. The transcript is spliced from 10 exons. NCBI's taxonomy places the organism in Eukaryota, Metazoa, Chordata, Actinopteri, Labriformes, Labridae. The record is from RefSeq and is a predicted model, not a curated record. Gene Ontology annotation, molecular function: adenosine deaminase activity.